AUGGUCAAAAGCCCCACGAACCAAGUUGAUGAUUUAGACAAGGAUGGUCGUCCCAAACGCACAGGCACAAUUUGGACAACAAGUGCACACAUAAUUACCGCAGUGAUUGGUUCUGGAGUGCUUUCUCUGGCAUGGGCAAUAGCUCAGCUCGGAUGGAUCGCUGGUCCAUCAGUGAUGCUUAUGUUUGCCUUGGUUAAUUAUUAUACGGCAUCUCUACUCGCCGACUGCUAUCGCUCCGGUGACCCUAUUCAUGGCAAGAGAAACUACACUUACAUGGAUGCCGUCCGAUCCAAUCUCGGUGGGCUUCAGGUCAGGAUAUGUGGAUUGUUUCAAUAUGUGAACCUUUUUGGCAUUGGCAUUGGCUACACUAUUGCAACCUCUAUUAGCAUGAUGGCUAUACACCGAUCAAAUUGUUUUCACAAGAGUGGGAGAAAAAAAGCAUGCCACACUUCAAGCAACACAUACAUGAUAAUGUUUGGAAUCAUUGAAAUUGUCUUGUCUCAAAUUCCAGGGCUGAAUCAGUUAUGGUGGCUCUCAAUUGUUGCCUCAGUUAUGUCUUUUACUUACUCAACUAUUGGACUCGCCCUAGCUGUAGCCAAAGUUGCAGCUACGGGAAUCGUCAAGGGUAGUUUAACUGGAAUACCUGUUGGAGCAAUAACUCAAACUGAAAAGAUUUGGAGGAGCUUUCAAGCUAUUGGUGAUAUAGCUUUUUCCUACUCUUACUCAUUCAUCCUCAUUGAAAUUCAGGACACAAUCAAAUCCCCACCACCAUCAGAAGCAACAGCAAUGAAAAAAGCCAACCUAAUAAGCACUUUAGUAACGACAUCGUUUUAUAUGCUUUGUGGAUGCAUGGGUUAUGCAGCUGUUGGAGACUUGGCUCCUGGCAAUCUCCUCACAGGAUUUGCCUUCUACAACCCAUUUUGGUUACUUGAUAUUGCUAACAUUGCCGUAGUGGUUCAUCUCCUAGGAGCUUACCAAGUCUAUUGCCAACCCAUUUUCACUUUUAUAGAGAAACUGGCAUCAACAAACUUCCCGGAAAGCAAAUUUAUAACAAAGGAAAUAAAAAUCCGCAUCCCAGGUUUGAGGCAUUAUGAUUGCAAUGUUGGUUUAUUUCGAUUAGUGUGGCGAUCAUGUUUUGUAGUUACAACUACUGUAAUUGCAAUGUUGGUACCAUUGUUCAACGAUGUGUUAGGAAUUCUUGGAGCAUUGAUUUUUUGGCCUCUAACUGUUUAUUUUCCGAUAGAGAUGUUCAUUGCACAGAAGAAGAUAGAAAAGUGGAGUAGCAAGUGGAUAUUCAGCCGACUGUUGAGUGUGUUUUGUCUAUUCAUUUCUAUUGUGGCGGGAGUUGGCUCUAUUGUUGGGGUAACACUCGAUCUUAAAGCUCUCAAGCCAUUCAAAAUUAGCUACUAAGGCAGUCUCAUGUCGUUUAAUUUAAUUUAGGAGUUUACAAA
Molecule: messenger RNA, 1451 nt
Organism: Mangifera indica (mango)
Lineage: Eukaryota; Viridiplantae; Streptophyta; Magnoliopsida; Sapindales; Anacardiaceae
Product: amino acid permease 3-like
Exons: 6
Coding region: 1-1410 (469 amino acids)
Cellular component (GO): plasma membrane
Source: RefSeq, a predicted model, not a curated record